AGCGACUUAAAUCCCCAGCAGAAAUGCUGACAGGCACCAGACAAGACAGACCCAUCCUGGGGCUCCGCUCAUCUCGGCCCUCGCCUCGGGCCAGGGACCCCCUCUUCCCCCACUUCUGCCAGUCCCUCCGGAGGCGGAGCCCAGCAAGACAGGACAUCCAUGACCCAAGCAGCGACUACAAACGUGUCAAGCGCCCCCCCUCCCUCCCCUGCAAACCCGGGCUGCGCACCGAUGAGCCAACUUGGCUCGGCCGUAGGUACGGACGGAGCCCGCCUGCGACCGUUCUUCGUCCGUUCGUGCCCGCGGACCACAGCAACCCCCGGCCAUGUGGUGGGGAUGCAACUUUUUGGUCCGGUUUCCGGGUCGGUCCCAGAUGGUUGGUGGUGAUGGUGGGGGAUCAUCGUCCUCCGUCUCUCCCACGCCGCUCGCUCUCGCGCACUGCGACCUCACAUCGUCGACAGCAUCAUUCGUGUUGGCAGUCUCUUCUUCAAGGUCGCGGCAGCUGAAGCACACGGAUUGUUGACCCUGUGCUGCAACACUCCUCCUCCUCCAAGUCGCUUCUUCUGCCUCUUGCGACCGCGCCUCAUCUCAUCAUCAAGCCAGGACACCACCCCCACCAGACAGAGGACCGAAACGGCCCUCGCAAGUCGCAAUGUAUACCACGUCCUUUGCCUUCUUCGAGGCCAUUGCCGAUGCAGGCGUCUCGCACUGCUUCGUCAAUCUGGGCUCCGACCACCCCAGCAUCAUCGAGGCCAUGGUGCAGAUGAGGUCGAAUCCCAAGUUCCCGCGUAUCAUUACCUGCCCGAGCGAGAUGGUCGCCAUGUCCAUGGCCGACGGCUACGCCCGACUCACCGGCAAGGCCCAGUGCGUCAUUAUCCACGUCGACGUCGGCACGCAAGCUCUGGGCGUCGCCGUCCACAACGCCUCCAGCGGGCGGGCCCCUGUGCUCGUCUUCGCGGGUCUGUCGCCCUUCACUCUCGAGGGCGAGCUGCGUGGCUCUCGCAGCGAGUUCAUCCACUGGCUCCAGGAUGUACCUGACCAACGUGCCAUUGUCGCGCAAUACUGCCGCUAUACGAACGAGAUCAGGACUGGCGUCAACGUCAAGCAAAUGGUCAACCGCGCUUUGCAGUUUGCCACCAGCUCACCGCAGGGGCCCGUCUAUCUGUGUGCGGGCCGUGAGGUCCUCGAGGCCGAUAUCGAGCCGUACGAGAUGGCCCUGGGCCAAAAGUACUGGGACCCGAUCGAGCUGGGUGGCCUGCCACCGAGGGGCGCCAGCAGAAUCGCCGAGGCACUGGCGGGUGCGUCGAAGCCGUUGCUUGUGACGGGGUUCUCUGGCCGCAACCAUGGCAUCCCCAAGGCUCUGGUGGAGUUGGCCGAUGCGGUCAAGGCCCUGCGCGUGCUCGACAUGGCGGGCAGUGACAUGUGCUUCCCCGCAGACCACCCGGCGUGGCUGGGCGUCAAGCAGGGUGCGGAUGAUUCUAUCCUUGAAGCCGAUGUGAUCAUCGUCUUGGAUUGCGACGUGCCGUGGAUCCAGACGCUUUGCAAGCCUCGACCGGAUGCCGUCAUCUUCCACAUCGACGUCGACCCUCUCAAGCAGCGGAUGCCGCUCUUCUACAUACAAUCCGACGCCAGAUACCAGGCCGAUGCUCUGCUCUCGGUGCAGCAAAUCAUCGAGACCCUGCGCCGCCCAGACAGCGAAGCGGCCAAGCUUCUCAGCUCACGGGACCUCGCGGCUGCGGAAGCUGCUCGACGGGAGUCCUACGUCGCCAAGAUCGAGGGCAUCGAGCGCGCGGCUGCUGCCUUCCCUGACGGCAGAUUCGGCACCGCACAUCUCAGCAAGGUCCUGAGAUCCGUCUGCCCCGAGGACACCAUCUGGGCCGUUGAGGCCGUCACCAACACGGGCUUUAUUCACUCCAACGUGCGUCCGACGCGGCCCGGCUCGUGGAUCAACUGCGGCGGCGGCGGCCUCGGGUGGUCUGGUGGUGGCGCCUUGGGCAUUAAGCUCGCAACCGAGGCGGAGGGAGGCAAGCAGUUUGUCUGCCAGGUCGUCGGCGACGGCACGUACCUGUUCUCCAUCCCGGGAAGCGUGUACUGGAUCUCCAAGCGGUAUAAGAUCCCCGUGCUGACAAUCGUCCUCAACAACAACGGAUGGAACGCGCCACGCAAGUCGUACAUGCUGGUACAUCCCGAGGGCGAGGCGUCCAAGGUCUCCAACGAGGACAUCAACAUCUCCUUCGCCCCGCCGCCCGACUACGCCGGCAUCGCGGCCGCGGCUGGCUCCGGCGACAUCCACGCGCUGAGGGUCGAGACGGCCGACAAGCUCGAGGCGGUGCUCAAGGAUGCGGUCGCCAAGGUGCUGGCGGGGAACACGACUGUUGUAGAUUGCCGCGUCGUACCAGACUGCUGAGAGGUGAAAAAGAAGACACAGAUGGAAAAUACAAGCGGCCGUGGUCUCGUGACGCUGAAUCACACUGUCGACAAGUUUCGUGAGGAAGGCGCGCUCCAAAGCGAGCGCCUCGACAGUGACAUAUGGAAUACCUAUUUGUUGUAGAAUGCCGGC
This is a messenger RNA of Purpureocillium takamizusanense, 2560 nucleotides long. RefSeq lists its product as uncharacterized. The transcript has 3 exons. Gene Ontology annotation, biological process: L-valine biosynthetic process. Bases 653 to 2407 code for a protein of 584 amino acids. NCBI's taxonomy places the organism in Eukaryota, Fungi, Ascomycota, Sordariomycetes, Hypocreales, Ophiocordycipitaceae. Gene Ontology annotation, cellular component: acetolactate synthase complex; mitochondrion. Gene Ontology annotation, molecular function: flavin adenine dinucleotide binding; acetolactate synthase activity; magnesium ion binding. The record is from RefSeq and is a predicted model, not a curated record.